Molecule: messenger RNA, 1958 nt
Organism: Leptonychotes weddellii (Weddell seal)
Lineage: Eukaryota; Metazoa; Chordata; Mammalia; Carnivora; Phocidae
Source: RefSeq, a predicted model, not a curated record
GGCCCAGGUUUCCAGCCGGGCCCUUUUCCCAGCUGGGCCCCAGCAUGGCUGCCCCCAGGGCUGCGGGUCGGGAAGCCUCCGCGUUCUCGUUUCCCUGACAGUCCCGGCUUCUGUGCUCUCCUUCCCCUCCCCAGGCCACUCGAGCAGACAUGUUUGCCAAGGCCUUUCGGGUCAAGUCCAACACGGCCAUCAAGGGGUCGGACAGGAGAAAGCUUCGGGCUGAUGUGACCACUGCUUUCCCCACUCUUGGAAGAGAUCAGGUCCCUGCCUUAGUACCUGGAAAGGAAGAGCUCAACGUUGUGAAGUUGUAUGCUCACAGAGGGGAUGCAGUGACUGUGUACGUGUGUGGUGGUAACCCCAUCCUAUUUGAACUGGAGAAAAACCUGUAUCCAACAGAUUUGAUGCUUCCAGGCCUGGUGGUGCCCCCUGCUGGUCUGCCGCAGGUACAGAAGGGGGACCUCUGUGCCAUUGCCUUGGUGGGGAACAGAGCCCCUGUUGCCAUCGGAGUUGCUGCCGUGUCCACAGCUGAGAUGCUGACUUCGAGCCUCAAGGGGAGGGGCUUCUCCAUGCUGCACACCUACCGGGACCACUUGUGGCGAUCUGGAGACAAGUCUUCUCCACCUUCCUUGGCUCCACUGGCCCUGGAUCCCCCAGAUCUCAAUGAAGAGAAGGGGUCUGUCCAGGCAGACCCCGCCCUGCAGGGAGACGUGAGGUGCCUGACCCUGGAGGGAGAGGACAAGGCGAAUGGCGAGGUUCAACAGCAGAUGUGUGGGGAGAAGUCCCUGUCAGAAGCCUCAGAAGACCCCAGCGUCAGGGCCCUGAACCCAGACCCCACAGACAGCAGGAGCCUGAAAGAGCAAAUGGAUGAACUGUUACAGCGAUGCUUCUUGCACGCUUUAAAGUGCCAAGUCAAAAAAGCUGACCUCCCUUUACUCACCAGCACGCUCCUUGGCAGCCACAUGUUCUCCUGCUGCCCUGAAGGACGACAGCUGGACGUGAAGAAAUCAAGCUACAAAAAGCUCUCUAAGUUCCUGCAGCAAAUGCAGCAGGAGCAGAUUAUACAGGUGGAGGAGCUGAGCAGAGGGGUGGAGAGCAUUGUGGCUGUGGACUGGAAGCACCCAAGGAUCACAUCUUUCGUCAUACCCGAGCCCUCCCCGACCUCCCAGACUAUCCAGGAGGGUAGCAGGGAACAGCCCUAUCACCCUCCAGAUAUAAAACCCCUCUACUGUGUCCCAGCCAGCAUGACCCUGCUCUUCCAGGAGUCUGGCCACAAGAAGGGGAGCGUUCUCGAGGGUGCUGAGGUCCGGACGAUCAUCAUCAACUAUGCCAAGAAGAACGACCUGGUCGAUGCGGACAACAAAAAUCUCGUGAAAUUGGAUCCCAUCCUAUGUGACUGCAUCUUAGAGAAAAAUGAACAGCACACAGUCAUGAAGCUUCCAUGGGACAGUCUCCUGACCAGAUGUUUGGAAAGAUUGCAGCCUGCCUAUCAAGUGACCUUUCCAGGACAAGAGCCCGUUAUGAAGAAAGGCAAAAUCUGCCCAAUUGACAUCACCGUAGCGCAGAGAGCGUCUAAUAAAAAGGUGACUGUGGUCCGGAACUUGGAGGCCUACGGUCUGGACCCGUACGCAGUGGCAGCCGUGCUCCAGCAGCGAUGCCAGGCUAGCACGACUGUCAGCCCGGCCCCUGGGGCCAAGGACGGCCUGCAGGUCCAGAUCCAGGGAAACCAGGUCCGUCAUCUCAGCCGGCUGUUACUUGAAGACUAUCAGCUUCCUCGAAAACACAUCCAAGGCCUAGAAAAGGCCCCCAAACCCGGCAAGAAGAAGUAACAGACUCCUGUCUCAUGUGGUCGAUCCAGUGGAAAUCCAGGCUCUGGGCUGGUCAUUUAUACGAGCAUUUUCAGCUUUUGCAAAUGAAAAAAUAUAAUUCUUUACCAAAAUAAAUUUUUAUUCUAACCUAAA